AUGGGAAAGUCAAGCCCAUUGCCACAUCUUUCUGUGCCUCCAAUGCUUCCUCUUCUUUGCCUCGUUCUUCUUCAUGUCUCUGCCUCAUGGGCAACCUCAGAUUCAGAUUUUGACACCUUUGUCCAAUGCUUAACAAACCAAACAAAGCAACCAGACACAGUCUCCAAAAUAGUCUAUGCUCUAAACAACACUGCCUACACACCUGUUCUACGAGCCUACAUUCGAAAUGCCAGGUUCAAUGCCUCUUACACACCAAAACCAGUCAUGAUCGUGACUCCAACAAACGAAUCCCAUGUCCAAGCCACAGUUAUUUGCGCCAAGCAAAAUGGCAUUCAGCUUAGAAUCCGCAGUGGUGGCCAUGACUACGAGGGUCUCUCUUAUGUAUCUGAUGUCCCAUUUAUCAUCCUUGACCUGUUCAAUCUUCGGUCCAUCACAGUUGAUAUUGCGGAAAAAACUGCUUGGGUACAAGCCGGUGCAACUGUCGGAGAAGUUUAUUAUAGAAUAUGGGAGCAGAGCAAAGUACAUGGCUUCCCUGCUGGGAUUUGUCUCACUUUGGGAGUUGGAGGGCACUUCAGUGGUGGAGGAUAUGGUAACAUGUUGCGAAAAUAUGGACUAUCAGUCGAUAAUGUUGUUGAUGCAAAAAUAGUAGACGUAAAUGGUAGAAUUCUUGACAAGAUUUCGAUGGGAGAAGAUCUUUUUUGGGCUAUCAGAGGGGGAGGAGGGGCAAGUUUUGGAGUAAUAUUGGCAUACAAAAUAAAUUUGGUUCCGGUUCCAGAAAUUGUUACAGUUUUUCAAGUUCAAAGGACCUUGGAAGAGAAUGCAACUGAUGUUGUUUAUCAGUGGCAGAAUGUUGCACCAAACACUGAUGAGAACCUUUUCAUGAGGAUGCUUAUACAACCCGUGACUUCCAAAGUGAUGAAGGGUCAAAAGACUAUCAGAGCCACAAUUAUGGCAUUGUUUUUAGGUAAGGGUGAUGAUGUUGUCACAUUGUUAGGAAAAGAGUUUCCUGAAUUAGGCCUAAAGAAGGAAAAUGUUGAGGAAAUGAGUUGGAUUGAUUCUGUUCUGUGGUGGAAUCAUUAUGACAAUGGAACCUCCCCUGAUGUCUUGCUUGAUCGAAAUCUUGAUUCCGCGGAUUUCUUGAAGAGGAAGUCAGACUAUGUGCAGGCCCCAAUUCCGAAAGAUGGGUUGGAAUUGCUGUGGAAGAAAGUUAUUGAGAUUGGAAAACCUGGAUUGGUUUUCAACCCGUAUGGCGGAAAAAUGAGCAGAAUCCCGGCAACAGACACGCCUUUUCCACACCGUGCUGGGAAUUUGUUUAAGGUGCAGCACUCAAUAACCUGGGAAGAAGAGGGAAUUGAGGCACAAAAGAAAUAUUUAACUCAGAUAAGGAGCCUAUUUAGUUACAUGACCCCAUUAGUAUCAAAGAAUCCUAGGAGUGCUUAUUUGAAUUAUAGGGACAUUGACAUUGGUAUCAGUCACAAUGGUACCUAUGAAGAAGGGAAGGUUUAUGGGGUCAAGUACUUCAAUGGAAAUUUUGAUAGGUUGGUGAAGGUAAAGACUGCAGUUGAUCCAGAAAAUUUCUUCAGGUAUGAACAGAGCAUUCCAACUCUUCCUAAGUAA
Quercus robur (English oak) is the source of this 1617-nucleotide messenger RNA. RefSeq names its product berberine bridge enzyme-like 21. Lineage: Eukaryota; Viridiplantae; Streptophyta; Magnoliopsida; Fagales; Fagaceae. Bases 1 to 1617 code for a protein of 538 amino acids. The record is from RefSeq and is a predicted model, not a curated record. The transcript is spliced from 2 exons. Gene Ontology annotation, molecular function: oxidoreductase activity; FAD binding.